UUGAGAUGGUUUGUUUGUUUUAUGAAUGUGGAUGCAUUGGUACUUGGUAGAGUUUGUGAUCUUGUUGUUGUGAUUCGUAGCGUCAGCCAGCCAGUUUGGUUUUGAUGCCAUUUGGUAUCAAUUAGACGAAUUGACAAAACCUAUGGUGAGGUUUUGUCUCAUUGAUGAGUCCACACCAAGCAUCAAACUUGUAUACCUCCCUUGUUGCAGUGAUAGUUUCAAAUAUUUAAGUGAAUGUUAUUAGCUUCUGUAAUUAUAAUCAGCCAUUUUCAACACUCAUCUUCUUUUCUACUUUUCUUUCUCUGGUCUUCUCUUCUCUCUUUGAUACUGCCUGCUUUUUAUAUUUGCUCAUGGCUGAAGUAAACCAUCCACAACAACCAGCAGGACCAAUCCCCUCCUCAGGUCAAAAGACAAACUGGCCAGAGUUGGUAUGUUUGAGUGCAGAAGAAGCUCAAAACAAGAUUAAGGAAGACAUGCAUGCAGUUCAGAUCCAAGUGGUUCCACCUGAUCACUUUGUCACCAUGGAUUUCAACCAAAGCCGUGUUCGCCUAUAUUUGGAUUCCUCAGACAAGGUCUCAAGGACACCCCAACUCGGCUAAAAAGCUUAGUUAAAUAUCUAUGCGUUCCCAAUUCCUACAUAUAGCAUGUUUUAAUUUCCAGAACUAGCAUCCUUAAUAACUUGUCUAUCUCAAUACUAAAAGAUCCUUAACGCUUAUAUCCAGUAUAAAUUAUGUAGAUGCAUAGAAAAGCCUGAUGCGUGUGUUAAUAGUGUUAUACACUUAUACUCUAAGCUGCUCAGACUUUACCGUUGGGCCACUGC
Papaver somniferum (opium poppy) is the source of this 820-nucleotide messenger RNA. Its product is annotated as subtilisin inhibitor CLSI-I-like. The transcript is spliced from 2 exons. Gene Ontology annotation, biological process: response to wounding. Lineage: Eukaryota; Viridiplantae; Streptophyta; Magnoliopsida; Ranunculales; Papaveraceae. Gene Ontology annotation, molecular function: serine-type endopeptidase inhibitor activity. The coding region runs from base 351 to 599 and encodes 82 amino acids. The record is from RefSeq and is a predicted model, not a curated record.